CAUUCUGAAUUGAGAUGCAUGAUAUUUUGGCUCCCAAGACCUGCUUUGCUGGUAUUUUUACUUCUAAUCCAACUCGACUCCUUGACUCACAGGCUCAUGCUGGCAAAGGGAAUUUGCUUCAUUAAGCAAAGGAAGCAAAGGAAGUUCAUAAGUGUGUAAUAUGUCUGCAUGUUUGCCGGUGAAGGUGAUGUGGGUAAAACAGCUUAAGCAUUCUUGGACAGAAACACCUUUCUUGGUUUGUUCUUGCUUAGAAAGAAAACAAAAUCUCUCCUGAAGUUUGUAUAACAGUUUUAAUAUCAUUUACAUUUUAUCAAACAUAGAAUGCUGUUUGAGCGAUUCGUUUUUAUAAUUCUUAUCUGCACUAUUGUUUAUUUCUUAACGUGAGAUUCAUUUCUAUUCACUGAAUAUACUGAAAUUAAAGGUUGCAUUCUAUAAUAUUCACAAAUAUGAACAAAAUUAAUGUUUUCUCAUUCGAAACAAAUGUUCUGAAAUUUCAAACUCUUGGAGAGAUUCUAUAAGAUUAUCAAUGCAUAUCUGAGGUAAGCAUUUCUGUUUGAAUGUGAAUUUGUGGAUGACUCGUUUUUUUGCAUUGUAGAACAGAAGGGCUUUUGAAAGAGCAGAGGAUGCAAAAAGGACAGAGAGCAUGGAGGUCCAAAAAGCCAGAGGGGAAGUAGAGAUUAGACAACUUAAGCAGCGGAUCCAAGAGCAGGAAGUUUUGCUUACGGAAAGAGAAGCACAGGUGGAGAAGCUGGAAGUAGAACUAGAAACACAAAAGAAGACCAUCAAGGAUUUAAACGUUGAAAAGGCAAAGCUUGAGCAUGAUGUUAGUCAGUACCACACUAAAUUAGACAUAAUGAUUAAGGACAAAGCUGCAAUUGAGCAGGAAUUAAACCACACCAAACUUUUAAUGGAGCAAUCAGAAGCCACCUGGUCUCUGACUCAGAAGAAACCCGAGGAUCUCUUAAAGAAAGAAAAUGAUGCACAGAGACCCAGCCUGCACAAAAAUAUAAAUCCAGGAGAGGUACAUGUAGCAACAGCGCAGGAGUUUCACAUUGAAGUUCUGGCUAAAAGCAAUGAUCAGACUGUACAGCCUUUGGGUUUUGAGAGCCAGUCAGAAAUAGGCACCCAACUUGAGGGGUCUGCAGUUAGAAUCCAUGAUGUUUUGCAGCAGAAACUGGAUGAACUAUCUCAGGCCCAGAAAAAAGCAGAAAUUGCGGAGGAAACAGCUCAAAGCUAUAAAAAGCUUCUGGAUGACAGCAACAAUAGACUGAAGAAACUGCAGAUGGACAUGGAGAGUGAAAGGGUCCAGACAAGACAGAAAUCAGAGGACUUCCAUCAGGAAAUGCUGAACAUGAAAAAAUCAAUCUCUGAAUUUCAGGAAGAAAUCAGGUCCCUUCAGAGAGCAAAGUCCUCCUUGGAGCAAAACUCUUUUUUCCAAAACACUGAAGUAGAAGGCCUUAAAGAGCAGCUGAAGAUCACCCAAAUAGAGCUGCAGAAAAAAUCCUCCAUUGAGCAGGAGAACUCCUACAAGAUUAAUAACUUAGAGGAAGAGGUAGCUUCCAAGCAGGCAGCUAUAGAUCAGCUGAAAAUAAAAUGCAAUGAGUUGAUGAGGAUGAACGUCUCCUGCGACAGUGAUAUUCGAGGUCUUCAGAUCAAAACUGUGUCACUGGAAAAAGAAAAAUUGUUCACUGAACAAAAGAUAAAGUCUUUAAAAAGUGAGAUAGAGAGCUGGAAACAGCAGCUUCAAUCCUCGAAGGAUGAAAACAUUGCGGUGAAGAGAAUUGAGCAGGCGCUGCAGAUCAAAUGCAAAAACCUUGAGUCAGAACUUCAGAAGAGCGAAAUCGUUACAUGUCAACUGCAGAGGAAGGUCGAUGAACUGAAGCAGAUAAAUUUAGAAGUGGAGCAGAAUUUGAAGAAUGCGAAAGCCAAACUUGAUCAGGUGAUGAUGGAGAUCGAGAGCAAGGACCAGCAAAUUAAAAUUUUCAAGUCACAGGCAGAGAGUGCUAAAUCACAGGUCCGAAUUAUCGAGGAGGAGCUUAGCAAGAAAUCGCAGACCAUCUAUGAGCUUCAGAUAAAACUGCAAGAAUACAGUGAGGAAGCCAAGACCAACACUGAACUGCAGCAAAAAAUUAAAUCCCUUAAUGGAAAAAUUAUAAAUUAUGAGAAAGAAAUAACGAAUCUUAAAUCAGAGCUGAAAUCUAUGUUUGCUGAAAAAAAUUCAGUGAAUCAGAAAGUCCACAUGCAGAAAGCUGAAAUUAAUGACUUGAAUGAGAUGCUAAAGAAAAAAAAUGUGGAACUGCAAAAAGAAUCUGAUGAGAAUCAGAAACAUCUUAGUAAACUUAAAGCAUUGGAAGAUGAGUUUUUCAAGCACAAGCAAAGCUUUACUGGAAUAAACAACAGCUCUGAGAAAGUUAUGGAAAACCUAAAGCAAGAAAUUUAUGCACUUCAGCAUGACAAGGCAACAGCGGAAAGGAAGGUAGAGAGCCUGAAUGUUAAGCUUUCCGAGUUUAGCUCUGUUCUGCAAAAAACAAAAGAUGAACUGGCUAAAGAGAACAAAGAAAGAAAAUUAAAAGAAUCCAAAAUCAUUUUGCUGGAGACUGAGGUUCAGAAACACAAGCUAAAUAUCAAAGAACCUGUGUCCAGUUCUGAUAAUUUGCGAUCAAAUCUACAACGUGAAAACACAAUCUUGAAGAGGGAGAAAUCUGAAGCAUUCGAAAAAAACAUCUCCUUGGGAACCGAACUCAGAAUGCUAAAAGGCAAGUUGCAACGCACCCAAACGGAUGCUGAGAAAAAGCAAAGAGAAAACUCUGCUCUUCAGCUGAGGUCCCAGCAGAUGGAGGAACAACUGGAGAAAUGUAAGAAGAUGCUGGAAGAGCUAAAGGGUAAACUUGAACUCCAGAAAGAGGGCUAUGAGAGGCAGUUGUCGCUUAUGCAGGUGGAAAUUGAGAAGAAAAUGAUUUUGCGGCAGUCUGAAAUCGCAAAAGAAGGCCAGGUGUCACAAAGCGGAGAAUUAGCAGAAAAGCUCAACAAGUAUUUCAAGCAAGAUGUAAAACUGAUUAAACCUUUGCAGCACACCACAGAGGAAUCAAAGCAGCAAAUAGACAAAGAGCUUCAAAUUAAAAUGGAGAAAAUGGACCAAGAAAGAACAAAGCUUGGGCAAGACUUGUGGAAAGCAAAGUCUGAAAUUACUCAACUUGAGGAGGAUAAACUGAAACUCACCUCUAAAAUUAGUGCUCUGCAAAGCCUUUGCAAUCAACAGUCAAUUGACAGAACAAAGUUUGAACAAAGUCUGGUAGAUGUUGAGCGCAAACUGAAAUUGAAAGAAAAUGAAGCAAGAGCCCUUCGAGAACAAAUAGAGCUGUACAUCAGAGAGGUAAAAAGUCUUCAGAAAACUCUGUCCACACUGGGAGGAGAGGUGACGGAAACCAUUCGUCCAAAUGUGGCAAAUACCAAAGCUGAUCUGUUGAAGGCAGAUGUUCCCAUGGAGAAGGGUGCAAAGAGCAGAAUGGAAGAUGAAACUCUCAAUAUAAAAGAGAUGGAGAAGAUGAAGAGAGAAAACAUUCUUGAAGAAAUUAAGCAAGUCAAGGAAGUCGGCUCUUUUUAUGAAACUCCCAGCAUUCAACCAAAAGAUCUGCAGCACAUCACUCACAAGAGUAAAAUUACAUCGGGUCUUCCAAGCUCAAUCAAAGUGCAUGGAUACAUGGCUCUGUGUGGACUUACAGACCCAAGGCAGAAUGAAACUAACACCAGUAAAACAAGAACAUAUCAAAUCAGAGAAAUUCAUGAAACCGUAAACACACCUGGAAAGAGUUCAGGAAAUUCUAGUGGAACACUGGGUGUGGCAACUUCCCAGAAGCACCAGGAGAUAAUUGGGAGGUCCGACAUUCAACAGUGGAUCAAACAUAAGCUCCUGGAUGAGGGGGUUUUACGAAGGUUGGAGAUGGGCCUCCUUACCAUUGAACAAGUUCAAGCAUCGCUCAUUCAGCAGUAUGAUAAACCUGCUACAGUAGCUGGAGUUUAUGUAGAGUCGAGUAAGAAAAAGAUAUCUUUCCUAGAAGCUGCUGAAAAGGGCUUUCUCGCAAAGACAUAUGCUCUUGAGUUCCUCGAGGCUCAGGCUGCAACAGGCAGUCUUGUAGAUCUAGCUACAGGAGCAACAGUCUCUGUUGCAGAGGCACUGGAGAGAGGCAUCGUAGAUCUAAGCAUGAAAGAGAAACUGACGGAGGCAGAGAAAGCUGUUAGUGGCUACAACUUUAAGGGCAGAAAACUUUCUGUCUUUCAGGCAAUGGAGGAGAGAAUUCUAGAUAGAUAUAAAGGCAAGAGGAUACUUGAGGUCCUGGUUACUGCAGGAGGAUUAAUAAACCCAGAAACAGGCAAAAGAGUGCCGACUUUUCUUGCAUUGAAUGAGGGUCUAUUGAACAAAGAGACUUUGCAGAGUCUGUAUGAUCCAGUGAGCAACCCAAAAGGUUUUCAUAGCCCUGACACUGGACAGAAGGCAUACUACAGUGAAAUACUCAAGACUUGCUUAUAUGACAUCAACGGCAGUGUGUUUCUUGUCCCGUUUGUGGAAAGACACCUAACAAACACAUCCCCUAUGAGUCCUCAUAGAAUGUCAGUCGUCAACAGCAGCUGUGGAUUGGAAAUGUCAGUGUAUGAAGCCUUCAAGGGGAAACACAUCAACAAGAAGACGUAUCUGUUCCUGUCCCAGCAGGAAAGUAACUGGCAGGAAGACUCUCUGAUUGACCCAAGUGGAAAACCAUGUCACUUCAUCACUGAUGCCAGAAGUGGCCGACAGCUUUGCCUAGAAUCGGCUUUAAGUCACAGAUUUCUUGAAAUGUCUGAGUUUGAAAGCUAUCGCAAUGGACUUCUAAGCAUCUAUGAGAUUGCAGACAUCAUAUUUUCAAGAUGGGUUGUUGUGGAAGAUGUUAACAGCACCAUUGCUGGUCUCUGGGACAUCACUCGGAAGAAGAGGCUCUCAGUCCUUCAGGGCCUCCAGCAGGGCUUUAUCGACAGGGUGACAGCCUUACGACUGUUAGAGUCCCAGGCCUGCACCGGAGGAAUUUGCGACCCUUCAUCUGGGGAGAAACACACCCUCGCUGAUGCUCUAAAAAUAGGUCUUUUAGACGGGUCUCUAAAACAGCAGCUCCAGCGGUUCGAGGAGGCAUUCAGUGGCAUUACCCACCCUCAGACUAGGAAGGUUUUGUCAGUUUUGCAGGCUGUUCAGGAAAACCUUUUCCCAAAGGAUGUGGGUUUCCGCUGCAUUGAAUUCCAGCUUUUGACUGGCGGAAUGAUUAAUCCUGACACGAAGGACAGAGUCUGUCUUGAAGAAGUGAUUCAAAGCAGUUUUGUCGACAAAGUUACAGCAACUCUACUCAAAGAUGAGAAGUUCCAAACUCAAAGCCUCACCUGUCCCAAGACAAAGAGACGAAUAACAUUCAGAGAGGCACUGGAAAGAAGUGCGUUUGACUGCCACACUGGUUUUAGGUUACUGGAGGCUACAAAGGUUCAUGCAUUUGGAGCCAAAACAACAUUCCAUUAUCUUUGUGCAUUUAAGUAAACAUCUGUAAAUAUAUAAAGAUGUGACUUUGCUAUGUUUUCCAUAUUUUAUUUCUGUGUUUGAUGUAGCUGACUUUUUUUUGGCCAAAUUAUAGACAGAUUAUUUUCUUAUCUUAAGCAGAAAAGUUAACAGUUCUGUUGAACGUUUGCCUGUUUUAAUUGUAGAGGUCUAUUGAUGAGGAGAAGCGAGAACACGGUGAUAAAGUUAGCAAA
Molecule: messenger RNA, 5766 nt
Organism: Girardinichthys multiradiatus
Lineage: Eukaryota; Metazoa; Chordata; Actinopteri; Cyprinodontiformes; Goodeidae
Product: desmoplakin-like
Exons: 2
Coding region: 644-5554 (1636 amino acids)
Biological process (GO): skin development; cell-cell adhesion; wound healing
Cellular component (GO): intermediate filament; intercalated disc; cytoskeleton
Molecular function (GO): structural molecule activity
Source: RefSeq, a predicted model, not a curated record